This is a messenger RNA of Stylonychia lemnae, 1440 nucleotides long. Lineage: Eukaryota; Ciliophora; Spirotrichea; Sporadotrichida; Oxytrichidae. The record is from the annotation of a GenBank genome assembly.
AUGAACCAGACUUUGUAAGUCUACAAUUAAAGUGAUUAGAAUGGCCUAAGUUCUAGAAAUAGCUCUCAACCUAUUCGAACUCAAACCUUAAGAUACUUGUAGAUUAAAAACAAUAUAGUUAAUAGAAAUGACAUAAAAAUGAGCUGCAUUGAUACAUCUAGGAAAAUUCUCUUCAAGCAGAUUUCUAUUAAUACUAAACUGUAAGAGCUAGAUGGAAUUGAAAAUGAAAUGAUAACUGAAAGAGAUAAGCUUUAUGAUGCAUAGGAUUCAUUGUAAAUAGACGGCCUAAAAUUCAAGAACUUCCAAGAAGAAGAAGAGAUUAAGAAGCAGUAAAUUGAGCUACAGUCAUUGAUAGUAAACGAAGAGAAGAAACUGGUAGACAGUAAGCUUGCCAGGCUUGAAAAUGAGAUUGCUUUUGUUGAGCAUGAAAUCAAGUAAACUCAGGAGGAUAUCCAGCCUAUGAUAUAUUCUAAGAAGUUUGUCAAUGAUAUAGCAGAGGAGUUUAUAUACUCAAGGAAUAGGAAUCUAUAGACAUUUCAGCAGCAGAAAAGAGAACUUACCUUUGGCAAGAAUAAUAGUCUUAGCAAGGCUAGUCUGUAUUCUGGCUCGAACACUUUCCUGACUCAGAAUUAGCAAUAAGAAGAUAGCAAUAUAAUAAAAUAGGAGUCUGGCAAUAACAGCUCAGAUAAGGAUAUGAUACCAUUUGAAAAAUCUCAGAUGCAUCAAUUUAUUCAUGAAGUUGAGGAGAGCAAUCUCUUUUUAAUGAGAAUCAUCGAAGAUGAGGAAUAAUAGUUUAAGAAGGAAAUGGAUAGAUGGCAUGAAUAAUAGAACAAUAUCAAGCAGAGAACCAAGGAGAUAAUGAGUAAUACUGAAAUAAUCUAACAAAAGAAAGACUUGCAGUAGAAGAUACUUUGGUAGACUGAGAAGAAAGUAGACCAUGAAUAUGAGAAGAUCAAAAAGAACUAGGCAUUAUAAAGUAAAGACUAGUUUGAUGAAGUCAUUCAAAUAAUUAAGGAUAUGCAUUUAAGGUUGCAUCCAGACUAGGAAAAGCUUGAGUAUGAUUAAUCUCAGAUAAGUUUGCAGUAGAUUCUUAAGCAAUUAGAAGACAAAGUGGGAUACUUAGCAGAGGCUAAUGAUCACAUUCAUUCUUUAGCCUAAAAAGACCAGUAAUUGAAUAAGGAAUUGACUGACAAGAUUAAGGUUCUCGAUGGAGCAAGGAAACUGAAGAAAUACUAGGAGCUAAAGGAAAGAGAAAAAACUAUUGAGAAAAUGAACUACGAAAAGAACAUGGAGAGAGUUAGGAGAACUGAAAAUGUUAAAGUAAUUGUUGGCAGGAAAAAUCAAAACAGAAGCUAGAAACCUGAAAGAGAUACUUAGAUCAAGUUAACUAAGCUCAAUCAGGAUGAAAUUGAUUUUCAAAAGUAUGUAAAUGGCAUCUGA